AUGAAUCUUUUUCUGAGAAGGCUGGCUCCAUUGAUUGCCAUCUUGAUAACAUUAAUUAGCCAAGUUUUAACUGAGGAAAAGAUUGAAAUCCCUGAAAAUGUUACAGAGCUAAAUAAUGAAAACUUUAAAGAAUUCAUCAAUGAAAAUAAUCUUGUAUUGGUGUUAUUUUAUGAUUCUUCUAACACUUCAAAACGUAUUAUCCAAGGCCUGGGAGAUGUUGCCUCAAAUAUAAUAAAAGCAAAUGGAACUGGAAAGAUUGCUUUGGCGAAUUUUCUAGAAUCUUCAAUAGCUCAAGAAAUCUAUAUUCGCAGUCCUCCAAAACUAGUCUUCUUUUAUGGUAGUACAGAUAAAUAUGAGCACUAUCCAAGUCAUCUAUCAGGGUUGGAGAAAGAUUCCAUGAUUUCAAUUGUUCUUUCAAAAGAGAAUGUUCUGUUCAUUGAACAUGAUUCCAGAAAUAGUGAAUCACUGGAGAAGGCCAUGAAAGAAUUUAACUUAGAAGAUAAGAUUUAUGCUUCUAAUCUUCCUGUCCUUGUUUACUAUGGCAAACCAAAUACAAAGAGAACAGAAGUUGUGAAAAAUACACUCAAAGUAUUAAGAGAAAAUGGUGUUCCCAUUAAAGCCUUUAUUGUUUAUGUUAAAUACAAAGCUGACAUUGGAUUACAUAUUUACAGGUUACCUGAGAUGGAAAAGCAAAAUUCUAUGGAAAUUAAUCCAAAAGAGCUUUACGUGGCAAAAAAGAGGAUUCUUGGAUUAUUAGAGUGGAAUGAAAAGAUUUUAUCCGUUUUUGUUGAGUCUUGUAUAAGACCAUAUGUCUCGUUUAAAGGUAAUGAACUUAUGUAUAUACAUGAGAGUUCUAAUUCUUUAAUAACUUUCCUUAAAGGAAGCGACACUCUAGACCAAUAUGGAUCAAGCAAUAUCAAAUAUUUGGAUCAUGAAUCAAUGGAGUCUUUGAGAGCUUUAGCAAAGGCAAACUUUUUCCCAGAAGAUCCAGAUAAAGAUUUAAUGGUUGGUCUUGUAUUGCCCGGUCUAGAGCAAGAGGUGGAAAAUUUUACAGGUUUUUAUAGAAAUGUUCAUGUAGAAAAUGGAACCUUCCUCCUAAAGCUUAGAAAAUCCAAAUUUCAACUAGAAAAUUCUGGAAAUUCCAACAAGUAUCUUUUAACCGAAAAGGAAAUUAAGAAACAUGGAUUUGAAUAUUUAAUUUCCCUGGCUAAAAAUGGAAAUAUACCUAUUUUCUACAAAAGUAAAAGAAUUAUGAAACAUAAUAAAGUUUCCGCCAGUGUUGACCAAUAUUUCACAACUCCAUUCAAUUACCUGGAACUAAACCCUUCAUCUUUUAUCGAACUAAUUCAAGAUCGCAAUAACGCUCUUAUUGUCUUUUUCUAUACUGAAAUGUGUUCUAAGUGCAACGAACUUUUACCGUUCUGGAACUCAUUCUCUUCAAAAAUAGCUUCAAAUCAAACCAAGGAAUCUAAAUUCCGCGUAUUCGUCUCCGCCUUUGAUUUAGAGCUUAAUGAUAAUCCAAUAGACAUGAAAAUUGAAGAAAUUCCUGCUAUUUACUACUUCCCAUUUGGAGAAAAUAAAGUCUCUAAAAUGAGCUUGUAUACCGACGAUUUAACCCUUGAAGCAGUUACCACAUUUAUAAAUGAUAGAGUUGAACAAGUAUCUGAAGCUAGUUCUCAAGAUCAUAAUUACGAAGCUCAACAAAGCAUUAGUGCGCACUCUAAUGUAAAGGAUGAGCUAUAA
This is a messenger RNA of Cryptosporidium ubiquitum, 1743 nucleotides long. RefSeq names its product disulfide isomerase. Gene Ontology annotation, cellular component: endoplasmic reticulum. Bases 1 to 1743 code for a protein of 580 amino acids. Gene Ontology annotation, biological process: response to endoplasmic reticulum stress; protein folding. Gene Ontology annotation, molecular function: protein disulfide isomerase activity. NCBI's taxonomy places the organism in Eukaryota, Apicomplexa, Conoidasida, Eucoccidiorida, Cryptosporidiidae. The record is from RefSeq and is a predicted model, not a curated record. The transcript has a single exon.